AUGGUCGCUCUCACUGGUGAUCGGAAGUCAGUCUUGGAGGGCACAUGGGCCCUUGGAGCGAUAGCGAUUGUGAUAAUGGGACUCCGGGUUUUCGCGAAAGGGAGGCUUCACCAUUUCGGCCCAGACGACCUAGUAAUGUUUACAGCUCUGGUCUUCGCACUCGCCGCAUCUAUAUUCUUCACAAUUGCAGUCCUCGACUACGGUUUUGGCGCUGGUCUGCCCGAGUCCGAUGAUGUCAAUGCCCUCAAGUUCUACACGUUAAUGGAAGUUUGCGGCGUCGUUGGCACGUGUCUUGGCCGAGUAGCCUUUAUCCUCUAUCUGUUGCCAAUCCUCUCGACAAGGAAACUCUUCAGGAACAGCUUAUGGGCGUUGCUAGCGCUGCAGAUCGUCGCGAAUUCUGUUAUGGUUAUCCUCAUCUUGGCUCAAUGCCGCGAUAUACGCGGGGUAUGGGACCCCGAAUAUGCGACGAACUGCAUGGAAGAUUAUAUUCAGCUUCGUUAUGGCUAUUUCAUCUGUGCCUGCAACACUUCAGCCGAUUUGCUACUCGCGAUACUUCCGAGCUUUAUCUUCUGGGAUCUUAAAUUGCGGCCCAUAAUCAAGUUUAGUCUCAUGGCACUGACAAGCUUAGGCCUCGUGUGA
Aspergillus alliaceus is the source of this 639-nucleotide messenger RNA. RefSeq lists its product as uncharacterized. The record is from RefSeq and is a predicted model, not a curated record. Bases 1 to 639 code for a protein of 212 amino acids. NCBI's taxonomy places the organism in Eukaryota, Fungi, Ascomycota, Eurotiomycetes, Eurotiales, Aspergillaceae. The transcript has 3 exons.